AUGCUGUAUCUGGGUCUAGGUACCUUCACUUCAGCACUCGGCAUCGCAGUCGUCUUCGCAUCUUCUUAUGCCUCACCAUCGGUGUGGUCAUCACCACGACGCAAACCUACAUUUCGGAAGGCCUCCCAUCCCACACCCCGCGGUCCACUUCUCGCCUUCUUCCCCGUCUUCUUCCUGAUCGUUCUGGACCUGCAGCAGAGACCGGGGAGAACCUCAUACCUGACCGCCAUUGCCUCCGAAUGGCCUUUCUCAGUAAUCUCUGUCACUCCCGCCAUAUGUAUGCCAGAGAGCCCCGUCUAUCUGAUCCGCCGAGGCAACCUGGCUGGCGCACUCAAAGCUCAGAAGCGUCUCGACUCUCCUCAGGUGGACAGCCGUGCAAACCUGAACCAGCUACAGGCGUCCAUACGGCAUGAGGAAGGGAAAGCAUCCGCCAAUGGACCCAAAUAUGUCGACUGCCUCCGGAAUACCGACUUGCGGCGAACGGGCAUUGUGGCACUUGGUGUUCUUGCAAAAAACUGGCGUGCCUGA
Molecule: messenger RNA, 528 nt
Organism: Rhinocladiella mackenziei CBS 650.93
Lineage: Eukaryota; Fungi; Ascomycota; Eurotiomycetes; Chaetothyriales; Herpotrichiellaceae
Exons: 2
Coding region: 1-528 (175 amino acids)
Source: RefSeq, a predicted model, not a curated record